AUGGCUUCUAUUUUCCCAGCGGGGUUAAGGAACGGGGUUAAAGGCCUCGACGCCAACCGAUAUGCAACGAAGAAGACAGUGGCGCAGGGUAUGCUGGACAUAGCACUCCUCACCUCAAAUGCAUCACAGCUGAAGUACGUGCUACAAGUUGGUCCUAAGCAUGAGUUUUACAUGCUCCUUCUGGUUCUUAUAUCGAUCUCUAUUAUUCUGCAGGUGGCGAUGGGGCUGGUGCUUCUAACACUGAACUUGCUUCGAGACUGCAGAUUCCAUGAGCCACAGCAUCGAACCUCCGCGCUUCAUAUAAACUAUGGCACAACCGCCACCGCAUUUUUACUUCUCGUUGGCUUACUGUUCGUAAUGAUUGGUGGACUGGACCUAAAUGAUGACGCAGACCAGCCCUCCGCAGUCGUACUCAAUGACGUCAUAGUUAUAUUCAUAUUCGUUAUAUCCGUCACAAAUAUUGUCAUAUCCGCAUUUGGUAUUGAAUAUUCAAACAACCCUUUGGCGAGCGCGGGAAUCCUGGCCUUAGUUAUUUCGGCUAUGGAUGGAGAAAAUAAUAAUAGACAGAAGAAAAUAGCUGAUUGGCUUUACCAUAUUUCCGUGGGAUUGAUGACAGGUAGUUUCAGCCAUAGCUGCCAUCGUUCUCGGUUUCAUUUUUGAUAUUAAUCACCA
This is a messenger RNA of Pararge aegeria (speckled wood butterfly), 672 nucleotides long. Its product is annotated as ninjurin-2-like. Gene Ontology annotation, cellular component: membrane. Gene Ontology annotation, biological process: cell adhesion; tissue regeneration. Bases 1 to 660 code for a protein of 219 amino acids. Lineage: Eukaryota; Metazoa; Arthropoda; Insecta; Lepidoptera; Nymphalidae. The transcript is spliced from 6 exons. The record is from RefSeq and is a predicted model, not a curated record.